Dunckerocampus dactyliophorus (ringed pipefish) is the source of this 1521-nucleotide messenger RNA. RefSeq names its product rab9 effector protein with kelch motifs. The record is from RefSeq and is a predicted model, not a curated record. The coding region runs from base 1 to 1521 and encodes 506 amino acids. The transcript has 18 exons. Gene Ontology annotation, molecular function: protein binding. NCBI's taxonomy places the organism in Eukaryota, Metazoa, Chordata, Actinopteri, Syngnathiformes, Syngnathidae.
AUGGCAUUGGCCAGUGGACACUGGCUGGAGAAAGAAAUGAAGGGACAGGUCCCAAGCCCCAGAUAUGGCCACGCUUUAGCUGUGGCAGGAAACAUGGCCUUUCUGUUCGGAGGAGCCUCCAACCUCGCCCAGGAGGACAACCCUGUCUACUUCAAUGACUUCUACAUGCUCACAGUCUCUCCAGAUGACGUAAAGUGGGAGGAGAUUCCCCAGAGUGGAGAAGUUCCCCCAGCCAGAGAAGGACACAACCUCUGUCUUGUUAAAGGGAAACUGUAUCUGUUUGGAGGACUGUCCCAUCCUGACGCUACCGAAUGCCUUCCAGGAGUUUACAGUUUUGACAUCAUGUCGCUGACCUGGGAUUUCCUGACAACUGGGAGUGUUGCCGUGAGAAGUCUCGGACACAGCUCUGUUGCUGUGGGAGACAACAUCUAUGUUUAUGGAGGCACACUCGGGGGGACGCCAACCGAUGACCUCAUGGUCUUCAACACAGUAUCUCACACCUGGACACCGGUUAAGACGAGCGGCUCCCCACCUCCACCCAUGUCAGAUCAACGUUUUGCUCUUGUUGGUGAUCAGGUUUUUAUGUUUGGGGGCUAUGGAGCAAGUGGAGACUUCUGUAGAGACCUUCAUGUCCUCAACACAGAAAACCUGGUGUGGCAAAAAUGGGAGACGAAGGGAGAAUUACCUGCUGCCUGUAAUGGACAAACACUGACGGCACACCAUGACAAAGAUGUUUACCUGUUUGGAGGAAAAAGUACAAAAAAUGACGGCGCAGUGAUGUCAUCCAACGAGAUUCAUAAAUUCAGCAUUGCUAAGCUGAAGUGGAAGGUCCCGUUGUAUGUUGGCAUUCCUCCAGCAAGGCGAAAUGGACACAUCGCCUUCAUCGUUCACAGCCAUCUGUACAUAUUUGGAGGAAAGAAUGAAGAGCAGGAGUUCAAUGAUCUGAAAGUCAUGAAACUCAUUAAUCCCUCAGAAAGGCAACCAGUGAUGAAGGAGAUUCUGUCUGAGUUUGGUCUUCAAGGAACCGGCCACAGUUUCACUCCCACUAAAAUCCCCAAUGUUCGCUAUGAGCUCAGCAAAGCUGCGCCAGCAUACCCGCCCAGGAGUACAACUGCUAAUGCACAGGUGUUGGUCCACAGAGACUUCAGUACAGUUCGAGACAAAGCCAUGGCAAUGAUCCAGACUGCUUUCACUCUACUGGACCAGGAGUUCCAGAAGCUGGAUCGAGAGAAGAGAACAUUGUCAAACUCUGCUGCUGCUCUUCAAGUAGAGAGAGAAGCCAUCGAGGCCCAAAAGCAGCAACAUCAACAGGAGUUACAGGAGAUGCUGGACAGACAUCGCUCUCAAAAUGAGGCGUGGCUUCGAGCCAGAGCUGAAGAGAACGACCAAGAGCGGAGGGAUCUCUACAGACUGCGGGAGGAGGUGCUGCACGAGCAAGAGAGACUGAAGGAAGAGCACAUCAGGAUCCAAAAACGCAGUGAACAUCUUCUGUCGGUUAUGCAGCAAUUCAAAGGAAUGUAA